Molecule: messenger RNA, 1288 nt
Organism: Dermacentor andersoni
Lineage: Eukaryota; Metazoa; Arthropoda; Arachnida; Ixodida; Ixodidae
Product: myophilin-like
Biological process (GO): actin filament organization
Cellular component (GO): actin cytoskeleton
Molecular function (GO): actin filament binding
Source: RefSeq, a predicted model, not a curated record
CUAGCUCGGUAGUAGCGGAGUAGCGGCGAAAAAAAAAUAUCCCUCCUCGCGCCGUCUGGCGUUGUGCUGUGCCUCGGAUAGUCCGCUAAAAACAAAAGCGACGGUAUUUCGCGGGUGGCUACACACACAAUGGCUGCGUUCCAGGGUCCCGCGUACGGAUUAAGCCGGGAAUGCAUGCUAAAGGCACAGGCAAAGUUUGAAAUGCCGCGAGCUGUCGAGGCGCUGGACUGGAUCAAAGCCGUCACCGAGCUCGACCUGGAUCCACCAAACUCGGAGAAAGGCUUUCAGGACCAGCUGGACUUUGCAGACGUCUUGAAAGAUGGGACAGCGCUUUGCACGCUUAUUAACAAACUUCAACCCGGUUCUGUGCCAAAGAUUAACACAAUGAAAGCACCAUUCAAACAGAGGGAGAACUUGGAAAUGUUUCUCAAAGCCUGUGAAAGCUAUGGGCUCAAAUCGCACGACCUUUUCCAAGUGAACGAUUUGUAUGAAAGGAAAAACCUUUACAUGGUUGUCAACUGCAUGUUCGCGUUAGGUGGUUUGGCACAGAAAAAGGGAUACCCAGGUCCCACAAUUGGAGUCAAGGUAGCCGAUGAAAACCGACGAGGCUUCACCAAGGAGAAACUGCAGCUCGGCAAGACCAUCAUCGGACUACAGUCGGGCACGAACAAAGGAGCGUCUCAGGCUGGGAUGACACCAUACGGUGCAUCGAGGCAGAUCCUGCCGGACGGCCGAUGAACUGACUGGUCUGUUUUCCGUGCCCCCUGACAACGGUGAACCAAUCCAUCUCCGCAUCCAUCUUUCUCCCGCACCAUCGAAUUUAUGCAGAAAGUGUUCUCGUGCGAUGCAUCUUCCUUCGAAGUGUCGUUCGCAAGCGGCUGGACGCUUGCUGGUGGUAUGUGCCAACUUCUGCAAUAGUAGACGUGCAUUUAUUUCGGCCGGCGUGCUCUCCCGUCGUCUUCGACCGGCCCUCUGUGGUUUUACACUGGCUUGUUGCUGUGACAGAUCUUCUUCCACUUGUGGCGUGCCUCACAGUGCCUUCAUCCCUUGAACCUUCUAGUUUGUUGCACCAGCCUCGUACAAGUUGCAGAACCCUUUCGUUUACUUUUUGUUGCCGUGUCAGUGUUUCCGAAGUAUUGUCUUCACCUUGAUUUCUCGGGGAAGGCUUAGUAUUGAAAUUAGGAUUUUGAAAUUUAAAAUAAGAAGGCGUAUAUUGACGUGUUGAGUAUGUGUGUUAGCUUUUGCUGUUGCUUCAUUGAAAAUAAAUGCUGAAAGCAGAGAAAGGCCA